AUGGGCAGCCACGAGAAGGACCCGUCCUCUCCGAAAAGGGCCCUGUCACGCUCCAGCAGCACUGUGUCUUCCAAGCACAGCAGCGUUCAGCAGGGCUCGGAGAGCUGGGAGGUGGUGGAGGAGCCGUGUGCACAGGGCAGCCCGGGCCAGGAGCCGCAGCGGCACGAGGGGUACCUGCUCAAGAAGAGGAAAUGGCCCCUGAAGGGCUGGCACAAGAGGUACUUUGUGCUGGAAAAUGGCAUCCUGAAAUAUGCCACCACACGCCAGGACGUCCUCAAGGGCAAACUGCACGGAGCCAUUGAUGUCCGUCAGUCUGUCAUGUCCAUCAACAAGAAGGCACAGCGGGUUGACUUGGACACGGAGGAGAACAUCUACCACCUCAAGAUCAAGUCCCCGGAGCUCUUUGCCAGCUGGGUGAGCAGCCUCUGCUCCCAUCACCAGGGUGAGAGGCCCGAGCCCUGCCCCAAGGGGGGUCCCGUGGGGAGGACCCCCACCAACGCGCAGGGCCCGUGGACACGGAUCCUGCCCUUGGGCAGUGCCCCUGCCCUCUCCACCCUCGCCAGCUCCCGGGACAAGGUGAACGCCUGGCUGAAGGACAGUGAGGGGCUGGAGCGCUGCUCGGCCGAGCUGUCGGAGUGCCAGGCGAAGCUGCAGGAGCUGACCGGCAUGCUGCAGAGCCUGGAAGCCCUGCACCGCAUCCCCUCAGCCCCCCUCAUCUCUGGCAGCCAGCCCUCGGCUGCCGCGGAGAGGCCCAAGAAGGGCAGGAGGACCACCAAGAUCUGGUGCACCCAGAGCUUCGCCAAGGACGACACCAUCGGCAGGGUGGGCCGCCUGCACGGCUCCGUCCCCAACCUCUCGCGCUACCUGGAGCCGUCCCAGAGCCAGCUGCCCUUCAGCCUGCCCCCCGAGUACAGCCAGCUGCAGAGGAGCUUCUGGGUCCUGGCCCAGAAAGUGCAUGGCUCGCUCAGCAGCGUGGUGGCCGCGCUGAUGGCCGAGAGGGCCCGUCUGGAGGAGAUGCGGCAGGCGUUGGACCGGCGGCGCUCAGCCCUGCACCCGGCGGGUGCUGGCAGCGCUGGGGACGGGGGGGCUCCGCUCAGCCUCCCCCUGCCUCCGCAGGCCGCCCUGCGCCGCUUCCACUCCCUCUCCGUCUCCUCCGACACCACCCUGGACUCCUUCGCCUCGCUGCACCCCGAUCAGCCGGACGCGCUGCCUGCCAAGGGCCGGGAGCAGCAGCUCUCCAACCGCAGCAUCGUCUCGCUGGCCGACUCGCACACCGAGUUCUUCGACGCCUGCGAGGUCUUCCUCUCCGCCAGCUCCUCCGAGAACGAGCCCUCGGACGACGAGUCGUGCAUCAGCGAGGCCACCACCAGCGCCUGCGAGGACGCGGCCGAACCGGGGGGGCCGGGCCGCCCCCCGACAGGAGCGGAGGGCGCGGGGAUGCCCGUGGAGCUGCCGGGGCCGGACCCGCGACGGCGGAGCUGCCUGCCCGCCCCCCCCGCGCCGCCGGGGGACGUGAGCCUGUGGGGACUGCUGCGGAGCAGCGUGGGGAAGGACCUGUCACGCGUGGCGCUGCCCGUGCAGCUCAACGAGCCGCUCAACACGCUCCAGCGUCUCUGCGAGGAGCUGGAGUACAGCGCGCUGCUGGACCGCGCCAGCCGCGCCCGCGACCCCCGGCAGCGCCUGGUCUACGUGGCCGCCUUCGCCGUGUCCGCCUACGCCUCCACCUACUACCGGGCGGGCAGCAAGCCCUUCAACCCGGUGCUGGGCGAGACCUACGAGUGCGUGCGGCCCGACCGCGGCUUCCGCUUCAUCAGCGAGCAGGUCUGCCACCACCCUCCCAUCUCCGCCUGCCACGCCGAGUCCGACAACUUCGUCUUCUGGCAAGACAUGAGGUGGAAGAACAAAUUCUGGGGCAAAUCCCUGGAGAUCGUCCCCGUGGGCACCGUCAACGUCCAGCUGCCCAGGACCGGGGACCACUUUGAGUGGAACAAGGUGACGACGUGCAUCCACAACGUCCUCAGCGGCCCCCGCUGGAUCGAGCACUACGGAGAGGUGCUGAUCCGCAACACCCGCGACGCCUCCUACCACUGCAAGAUCACCUUCUGCAAGGCGCGGUACUGGGGCGCGGGGGCCAACGAGGUGCAGGGGGCCGUGCUGAGCCGCAGCGGGACGGUGGUGGAGCGCCUGGCCGGCAAAUGGCACGAGGGGCUGUACCGUGGGCCUGCCCCGGGACAGUGCGUCUGGAGAGCCAACCCCAUGCCUCGGGACCACGAGAGGAACUACGGCUUCACCCAGUUUGCACUGGAGCUGAACGAGCUCACGCCUGAGCUGCGGCGGGUGCUGCCCUCCACCGACACCCGCCUGCGCCCCGACCAGCGGUACCUGGAGGAAGGCAAUGUGCCGGCGGCCGAGACGCAGAAGCGCCAGAUCGAGCAGCUGCAGCGGGACCGGCGCCGGGUCAUGGAGGAGAACAACAUCACGCACCAGGCUCGCUUCUUCAGGCGGCUGACGGAUGCCAACGGCAAGGAGUCCUGGGUCACCAACAACACCUACUGGAAGCUGCGCCUGGAUCCCGGCUUCGCCCACCUGGACAGCGCCGUGCUCUGGUAGCGGCCCCCCCGCGGGGC
Molecule: messenger RNA, 2627 nt
Organism: Gavia stellata (red-throated loon)
Lineage: Eukaryota; Metazoa; Chordata; Aves; Gaviiformes; Gaviidae
Gene: OSBPL7
Product: oxysterol binding protein like 7
Exons: 22
Coding region: 1-2610 (869 amino acids)
Cellular component (GO): plasma membrane; intracellular membrane-bounded organelle; perinuclear endoplasmic reticulum
Molecular function (GO): cholesterol binding
Source: RefSeq, a predicted model, not a curated record